AUGUCGCAUGGUUUACAAUCUGUUCGUGAUGCUAUAAUUCUUGCUCGAGCAGGCCAGUAUAUUUCUGAUGCCGAGUUCAUUUUACUUUUCGAUUACAACUGGUCAAAACCAUUGUUCCCAUAUUGGAAAUUUGAUGAAUUUAAUAUGGAUACUUGGGAUGAUGAAGAAUGCAGAACUGAAUUACGGUUUGCCAAGGGAGAUCUGCCUGUGUUAAAAGCUGUAUUAGGAGUUCCAGAUAAAAUCACCUGUCAACAAGGGACAACAUGUUCAGGAGACAAAGCACUCUGUAUUUUGUUGAAACGAUUUGCAUACCCAUGUAGAUACUCGGAUAUGGUGAGCAGAUUUGGUAGAAAUCCUUCAGAGCUAUGUUUGAUUUUUAAUGAAGUGUUGGAUUUUUUGUAUGAGCGACAUCACCAUCGCCUUCAAAGUUGGAAUCAGCCAUUUUUGUCACCACAAAUCCUUCAAAUUUAUGCUGAUGCCAUUCACAACAAGGGUGCCCCACUGGAUAACUGCUUUGGGUUUGUUGAUGGUACUGUUCGACAAAUUCCGCGGCCAAAGUAUCACCAAAGAGUUAUGUGUAAUGGUCAUAAAAGAGUCCAUUCAAUUAAGUUUCAAAGUGUUGUUCUACCUAAUGGUCUCAUUGGAAACCUUGCUGGUCCCUAUGAAGGUAAACGACAUGACAGUAUGAUGCUCCAAGAAUCUGGUCUCUUAACAAACCUACAACAGAUUGCCUUCUACAACAACAACCCCCUUUCCAUAUAUGGUGAUCCUGCUUAUCCACUGGGUGUUCAUUUGCAAGCACCAUUCAGGGAAAGAGAGCUUACACCGGCAAUGGCAGAGUUCAACAGGGAGAUGAGCCGGGUUCGAGUCUCUGUCGAGUGGAUGUUUGGAAAUAUUACUAAGUAUUUCAGCUUUGUGGACUUUAAAAGGCAAAUGAAAUUGCAUCUGAGUCCUGUUGGAAAAAUCUACACUGUGGCAGCAUUGUUGCAGAAUGCUCAUACCUGCUUGUAUGAGAACAUUGUAUCUCAUUUUUUUUAUCUGAAGCCUCCUUCAAUCCAUGAAUAUUUCUGGUAA
Molecule: messenger RNA, 1074 nt
Organism: Paramuricea clavata
Lineage: Eukaryota; Metazoa; Cnidaria; Anthozoa; Malacalcyonacea; Plexauridae
Source: the annotation of a GenBank genome assembly